AUGAGUCUGACGAACGCCAGUCCUGAGUUUUUCCUUGCGGUUCGUCCAGACAUGUUCGGAAGCCCGCAACGCGUACUCGCUCUGGCGACCGGGACGUAUGCUGCGACUAUCUCAACAACGCCGCUACAGACCGUCAAUGGCUUUGGCGCGAGCGGUGCGUGGUGGGUGAAGGACCUCGCGCUCUUCCCUGCCGACGUGAGGCAGAACGUCAGCGAGCUCCUGCUCAACCAGACGAGUGGGCUCGGUCUCACGGACUACCGCUAUAACCUCGGUGGCGGCGGCGUGGGCGUUGGUACAUGGGACCGUGCACCCGAGACGCCGUACAUCAGCGAUGGCAACUACAACUUCAGCGCGGACGAGGCGGGCACGUUCUUCCUGAAAGAGGCUGCUCGCCAUGGCGUGCCCAUCAUCACCCUCUUCGUGAACAGCGCGCCGACGACGUUCACCAACAACUCUCAGAACUGCGGCGGUACGCUCAUCGACGACCGCAUACCGGCGUAUGGACAGUAUAUCGCGGAUGUCGUGAGCUAUUGGAAGACGCAGGGGGUCAACAUCACGCAUGUUUCGCCGAUGAACGAGCCGGACAACAACUUCGACGACGGUGACCCGACCACCUUGUGCGGCCAAGAGGGCAUGCAAGUCACCCCCGAGCAACGAGCAGCAGUCGUCUCUUCGCUACACACCGCAUUCGCGAACGCAAGCCUCAGUACGCAGAUCAUAGCCGACGAGUCGAGCAGUACCGGCAUCUUCACCGGCGACGCGCCCAUCUGGCUUUCACCUACCGUUGGCGCCGAGCUCGCGGCAGUUGCGCAUCACCAGUAUAGCUUCAGCAGUGCGAGUGCUCAAGCGAACAUGACGGCUCUUGCGAAGAGCUUAAGCGGCGGGACACCGACGUGGUUCACGGAGAUCUGCUGCUAUGCGCCUACGGAUGGCACUGGGGCAAACAACACUGACCCGCUGGCUACUAUUGGUUGGGGACAACAGUAUGACCCGACGAUGGUGGGCGGGUUGCGCAUGGGCAAUCUGGUCUAUCAGUCGCUCGUAGACGCCGGGGACGCGCACUGGGAUUGGUGGACUGCGUUGUCGAACGGAUUGGGGUCGUGCUCGCCGAGCAGUGGUGACGCUGGUUGUGAGCAUGAAGUGAACGAGGAGGGCUGGGACGAUGGCAUCAUCUACUACGACCCCGACUUCAACAGCACCGGCAACUACGACGUCAUACUGACCAAGCGCUUCUGGAUACUCAAGCACUUCGCCCGCGCAGCGCCCGUCGGUGGUUCGCUCUUGACCGUAUCAACCUCGGGCACAAAUGAGACGAGCUGGCGCGCGAUGGCGUUCACCGCGCCUGGCUCGAGCGACUUGUACGCCAUCGUGGCCAUGAACAUGCAAUGGAAUGCCAGCACACUAUCGCUCACCUUCGACGGCGCUGGUCUACCAGCCGUGAGCUCGGCGUUCCGCACGAGCGUAGACGAAGACUGGGCGGCGGUUACACUGGAUGUGGCGGACGGUGCGCUUGUGGUUGAUGCACCAGAGAUGAGCAUCUACACGAUCUUCUUCUGA
This is a messenger RNA of Peniophora sp. CBMAI 1063, 1557 nucleotides long. The record is from the annotation of a GenBank genome assembly. NCBI's taxonomy places the organism in Eukaryota, Fungi, Basidiomycota, Agaricomycetes, Russulales, Peniophoraceae.